Helianthus annuus (common sunflower) is the source of this 2532-nucleotide messenger RNA. RefSeq lists its product as uncharacterized. The record is from RefSeq and is a predicted model, not a curated record. Lineage: Eukaryota; Viridiplantae; Streptophyta; Magnoliopsida; Asterales; Asteraceae. Bases 1 to 2532 code for a protein of 843 amino acids. Gene Ontology annotation, biological process: DNA repair; telomere maintenance. The transcript has 3 exons. Gene Ontology annotation, molecular function: DNA helicase activity.
AUGUAUGUCUAUGAUACACUGCACGAAGUUGAAAAUAGACUUCGUUUUUUUAAUAGUGAUGAUCAACGUCGAUUGUCCCCAGAUGUUGUCUCACUUCUUACGCGUACAUUAGCCGAAACCAAUGAGUUUAUACGCCUUUUUAAGAGUGCGGCUGACCUUUGCUCACAACAACAAGUACCUGAGUUUGCGAUUACCCUUUAUAACAAGUCUAAACAAAACAUUUACGGGUUACCCGUUGCGGGUACUCUUGGUGCUAUUGUACGAGACAAUGACCCUUUAGCAAGUGACUAUGAUAUCGUGGUACAUAGUAAAGAUGGCAGAGCAAAGCGUGUAAGCAAGUUGCAUUCAUCAUAUAUGCCUCUUCAGUACCCGCUUCUUUUCCCUUAUGCGGAACCAGGCUGGUCUCCAGAACUUCAAUUGACUCUGAGUUCUCGGGCUAAAGAUCGAAACCUUACCAUGAAUAUGUUUUAUGCUUAUCAGAUCCACGAUCGUAAGGAUACAUACACGUUGUUGUUAAACGCAGGUCGUCUCUUUCAACAAUAUUUGGUCGACGCAUAUGUGUCCAUAGAGCAAUGUCGGCUUGAAUAUAUUCGUGCCAAUCAAAAUAAAUUCCGUUCUGAAUUCUUGCGUGGUAUCCACGAUGCCUUCUCGAAAGGUGAUACCGAGGGCCGUGAGGUUGGAAAAAGAAUAAUCCUACCGUCUUCUUUUACCGGUGGCCCUCGAUAUAUGUAUAAGCAUUAUCAAGAUGCUCUUGUAAUCUGUAGGGUACAUGGUAACCCACAAUAUUUCAUAACUUUUACAUGUAGCGUCAAAUGGCCAGAAAUCAAGCGUUACUUGAAUAGAAUUGGUGGCGCAAACUCACAAGAUAGACCGGACAUUAUUGCUAGAGUGUUUCAAAUGAAGGUUGAAGCUUUAGUCAAGUUUUUGAAGACACACGAGACAUUUGGGAAAGUUGCAGCUGAUUUAUACACAAUCGAAUUUCAAAAAAGAGGCCUUCCACAUUGUCAUAUGCUUCUUUGGGUUACGCCGGAAUGCAAGAUACAAAAUGCAGAGGAUGUUGAUAACUUCAUUAGCGCUGAAAUUCCUAACCCGACAACAGAUCCAGUUUUGUAUCGAAUACUAACAGAAUCUAUGAUGCAUGGACCUUGCAGUUUGCCAAAAAUGAAUGCUCCCUGCGUGAUAGAAGCCCACAUUAAUGUUGAAUAUUGUGGAUGGAGUAUGCUUAUCAAGUAUCUUUUCAAGUACAUCUCCAAAGGUGCAGAUCGUGUGCGUUAUGCUGUCACAAGGACCGCUGAAUCUUCAUCACAAUCUGACACUAAUGUUGUUGAAAACAUUAAUGAGAUCAAUAACUUUGUCGAUGGGAGAUUCAUAUGUCCUCACGAGGCAGCAUGGCGAAUACUACAAUUCCCAAUCCACAACAGAAACCCACCAGUACAAUUGUUGGCUGUACACCUCGAGCACAUGCAGAAUGUUACUUUUAAAGACAAUCAAAAACUGCAACAAAUACUAACCAAUCCAGCAACAAGUAAGACAACCUUGACUGAAUGGUUGAGAAAUAAUCAAUUAGACCCUAGCGGUAGAGAUCUGAGAUACAUUGACUAUGUGUCCAGAUAUAAGUGGGAACCUUCUGGAAAGGGGUGGAUCCGAAGAUUGUUAACAACAAAUCCAACGAUUGGGCGAUUAGCAUAUAUUCAUCCUACAUGUGGCGAGCCUUUCUAUUUGAGAUUGUUGCUUGGCCACCAAACUGGUUGUUGCUCCUUUGAGGAUAUCCGAACAGUUUCCGGUGUCCUUUGUUCGACGUAUCGUCUUGCUUGCGAAAAGUUGGGUUUGAUUGGAAAUGAUAGAGAAUGGGCAUCAGCAUUUAUAGAAGCAUCUAGCUGGGCUACUUCUGCAGAACUUAGGGCCCUAUUUGUUCACAUGCUACUAUAUUGUGAGAUAUCAAAUCAAUUGGCAUUGUGGCAAGAACAUUGGGAACGAAUGAGUGAUGACAUAAUUCUCAAUCUAAGGCAAGUUGCAGGAACAUCAAACGUACAUUUUUGUGCUCCAAAUUUGCAACAAUAUGUACUCUAUGAGAUAGAAAUGCUUCUUAAUUCAAACACAGGCUCCCGCUCCCUCGCGGAGUUUGGGCUUCCCAUGCCUCCUGACACCAUGGUCGCAGCCCUUAGAAACCGAUUGCUUAUGGAAGAAAGGUGUUACGAUCAUGAGGCACUAGCUGCCCAGAGUAUUAUUAUGUUACGUGGUUUGAAUGAUCGGCAGCGAAAAAUAUAUGACAAGGUUCUUAAAUCUGUCAAUGACAAAGUACAAGUGCUUUUAUUUGUAUAUGGCCAUGGUGGUACAGGUAAAACGUAUUUGUGGACUGCUAUUAUUGCUGCUCUUAGAUCGACUGGAAAGAUUGUUUUGGCAGUAGCGGCAUCUGGAAUUGCAUCACUAUUAUUGCCAUCAGGAAGAACAGCCCACUCUCGAUUAAAAAUCCCGCUAGAUUUAACUGAUGACUCUCUGUGCAACAUAAAAAAACACACACAACUUGCGUAA